Molecule: messenger RNA, 3291 nt
Organism: Gracilinanus agilis (Agile Gracile Mouse Opossum)
Lineage: Eukaryota; Metazoa; Chordata; Mammalia; Didelphimorphia; Didelphidae
Gene: FERMT2
Product: FERM domain containing kindlin 2
Exons: 15
Biological process (GO): cell-matrix adhesion; integrin-mediated signaling pathway
Cellular component (GO): extrinsic component of cytoplasmic side of plasma membrane; focal adhesion
Molecular function (GO): integrin binding
Source: RefSeq, a predicted model, not a curated record
CUUGAAGUGAGUUGGGAGGAGAAGGGGACGGGACUGGGACUCCCAGACUCCAUUAGCUAUUCUGGCCAGGACAUAACUCGCUUAGCCAUCUGGGACUGAAGAUAGGGGACGCGGAGAGCGACUUGGGAGUCUGCGGCUGCUGGGUGUUUAGUGGCCGGAACCCUUCCCGACUUUCCUGCUUGCCGAGUGCCGGCUGAGAGUAGGGGAAUUAACACGGAAGGAGCUAUGGCUCUGGACGGGAUAAGGAUGCCAGAUGGCUGCUAUGCGGAUGGGACAUGGGAAUUGAGUGUCCAUGUGACAGAUCUGAACCGUGAUGUUACCCUGAGAGUUACCGGGGAGGUACAUAUUGGAGGGGUGAUGCUCAAGUUGGUGGAAAAACUUGAUGUGAAAAAAGAUUGGUCAGAUCAUGCCUUGUGGUGGGAAAAGAAAAGAACGUGGCUACUUAAGACUCAUUGGACCUUGGAUAAGUAUGGUAUUCAAGCUGAUGCUAAGCUUCAGUUCACACCUCAGCACAAAUUGCUUCGCCUACAGCUCCCAAACAUGAAGUAUGUGAAGGUGAAAGUGAAUUUCUCUGAUAGAGUGUUCAAAGCUGUUUCUGACAUCUGUAAGACUUUUAAUAUCAGACAUCCUGAAGAACUCUCUCUCUUAAAAAAGCCCAAAGAUCCAACAAAGAAAAAAAAGAAAAAACAAGAUGACCACUCUGAAGAUGAGGCACUUGAGUUAGAGGGACCACUAAUCACUCCUGGAUCAGGAAGCAUAUAUUCAAGCCCAGGACUUUAUAGUAAGACAAUGACUCCAACUUAUGAUGCUCAUGAUGGAAGUCCUUUGUCACCAACUUCAGCUUGGUUUGGUGAUAGUGCUUUAUCAGAAGGCAAUCCUGGUAUACUUGCUGUCAGUCAGCCAAUCACGUCACCGGAAAUCUUGGCCAAAAUGUUCAAACCACAAGCUCUUCUUGAUAAGGCAAAAAUAAAUCAAGGAUGGCUGGAUUCAUCAAGAUCUCUCAUGGAACAAGAUGUGAAGGAAAAUGAAGCCUUACUACUCCGGUUCAAAUAUUAUAGCUUUUUUGACUUGAAUCCAAAGUAUGAUGCAAUCAGGAUCAACCAACUUUAUGAGCAAUCCAAAUGGGCUAUUCUUCUAGAAGAAAUAGAAUGCACAGAAGAAGAAAUGAUGAUGUUUGCGGCCUUACAGUAUCAUAUCAAUAAGUUGUCAAUCAUGUCAUCAGAGAAUCAUUUGAAUAACAGUGAAAAAGAAGUUGAUGAAGUAGAUGCUGCCCUCUCCGACUUGGAGAUUACUUUGGAAGGGGGCAAAACAUCAACUAUUCUGGGAGACAUCACUUCCAUUCCUGAACUGGCUGAUUACAUUAAAGUUUUCAAGUAAGUAAAAUUGCUAUUUUUUGGAUGUGAAGUUACUCCAGAUGUAAAUAUUUCAGGUCAAAAAUUUAAUAUUAAGCUACUGAUUCCAGUUGCAGAGGGCAUGAAUGAAAUCUGGCUUCGUUGUGACAAUGAAAAACAGUAUGCACACUGGAUGGCAGCCUGCAGAUUAGCUUCCAAGGGCAAGACUAUGGCAGACAGUUCUUAUAACUUAGAAGUUCAGAAUAUUCUUUCAUUUCUGAAGAUGCAACAUUUGAAUCCAGAUCCUCAGCUAAUACCAGAGCAAGUCACAACUGAUAUUAAUCCUGAAUGUUUGGUGUCGCCUCGAUACUUAAAGAAGUACAGAAAUAAGCAGCCAGGCUAUAUAAGAGAUUUGAUCACAGCAAGAAUCCUGGAAGCUCAUCAAAAUGUAGCUCAGAUGAGUCUUAUUGAGGCCAAAAUGCGAUUUAUUCAAGCAUGGCAGUCUUUACCAGAAUUUGGCAUCACACACUUUAUUGCAAGGUUUCAAGGGGGCAAGAAAGAAGAGCUGAUUGGCAUUGCCUAUAAUAGACUUAUUAGGAUGGAUGCCAGUAAUGGAGAUGCAAUUAAGACAUGGCGAUUCAGCAACAUGAAACAGUGGAAUGUAAACUGGGAAAUUAAAAUGGUGACAGUAGAAUUUGCUGAUGAAGUGCGAUUAUCUUUCAUUUGUACUGAGGUGGAUUGUAAAGUAGUUCAUGAGUUCAUUGGAGGGUACAUAUUCCUCUCUACACGUGCCAAAGACCAAAAUGAAAGUUUAGAUGAAGAGAUGUUCUACAAACUUACAAGUGGUUGGGUGUGAGUUAAAUAUAUUGUAUAAUGAAACCGCAUACUUAUUAUCAAUAUUUAACUUUAAAAGCUGUUAUUUGAAAUAUGCUGCUUAAUAAAAUACGCUUGGAAUAUAUCAUCUUAUCAUGAAAAAGUUUUUUACCUUAUCUGAAGUUAAUACAUUCACUAAAAGACAUAUCUGUUAGUCUGCAGUUGUGAUAUAUAUGGACAAAAAACUCAAGGUGAUGAGCAUAUCAGGAAUUAAAUUUGAUUGAUUUAAGCUAGCCAUGUUGUAAGAAAUGCAAAACAUUUACUACAAUGCUGUCCGGGCUUAAAAUUAUAUGAAGACUAUUUAUCAUAUUUAACGCAUGUAUUUUAUUAUAUAUGUAAAUUUGACCUCAUGUUAAAAAGUAGCGUUGUUUUAGACUAUUUUGUUGCUACAUAAAUGCCCUGAAAUUUUUGAAGAAAUGUUUGAAAUUGAAGGAUGAUAAUGUUAACUCUGUUACACCUAUUUUAUCUCUUAACCUUUCCCAUUCUCUUGUGUUUAUGUUUUUGUUCUUAUACCAUAUUGUAUGAAAUCAUUUCAGUAUUCACCAGCAUAUUCACUAUCUGCUUAAAAUAUGCAAUUUACAUUACAAUAUGAAGUAAAGGUCUAUGAAGUAUGCAUUUUGUGUAACUAAUGUACAAACGCAAAUUUUAUAAAAUUGUACAGUUUUUUAAAACUAGUCUCACUGAUCAACUAGGGAAAAUGGCUUAGAUUUAAAGUAUCACCGUUAACUAUAUGCUUUUUUAAAAGUAUCUAUUUCAUAGAAACUAAUAAUACAAUGCAGUUUUUUAUCUCUGCUAAAUUAAGUAUGACUUCGUUAUAACUAAUAUGAUUAUGCCACAAUGUCCUUCAUGCUAAUGUCAGAACUUGGCAUUUUCUAGCCUGUUGUGCUCUUGUAGUUUGCAUUGGUACUUGUUAGAGAAUUUCUAACCCAUGUAAGCCAGAAAGGAGCUGAGGAGAAGUGAACCACCAGUAUUGUUCAACAUCCUCUUGUUUAAAAACUGUAUAAAUGCAUUUCGUUUUGAAUAAAAGUGAAAUCUUUCAUUUAAUAUUUGCAUUUUAUUUUAAAUAAAAGCAAAAUCUUUCAUUUAA